Molecule: messenger RNA, 1314 nt
Organism: Penicillium canariense
Lineage: Eukaryota; Fungi; Ascomycota; Eurotiomycetes; Eurotiales; Aspergillaceae
Product: transcription factor SPN1
Exons: 4
Coding region: 1-1314 (437 amino acids)
Biological process (GO): poly(A)+ mRNA export from nucleus
Cellular component (GO): nucleus
Source: RefSeq, a predicted model, not a curated record
AUGUCUGCGUCACCCGAACAUCAGGCCGAUGGGGGCGAGAAGUCUGCGGAGCCUGUCGCUGAUGGCGAGAAUAAGGAAGAUGGUGGUGAAGAGCGAGACGAUGAUGAUAACGAAGGUGACAUCUCGGACGACGAGUCGAUCCUAUCCGAGGUCGAUGAGGCGCAAUUCGAAAACUUUGACCCGGAGAACGUUGACGUCGAGGAUCGUCCCCAGCUGGCGAUUGACGAGGAGAACCUGAAGCUGAUCGGCCGCCACAAGCGGAAGCGCAACGAUGAUGGCGAGGGCCGCUCGCGCCGCAAGGAGGGACGUCGUGAGAAGAAGAGCCGCCGCGCGCGCGAUGAGGAGGAAGGCGAGGAAGGAUCUUCUCGCCGUAAAGAGCGCAAGAAGAAGGAGGCAUCGCCUGAUACAGAUGAAGAAACACUGGAUCCUGAGACUCGUACGUACCCUAUUACCGAGAGAAUUGAUGGUAUCGGGUUGAAGCUAACGGAGUAUGAUGUUCUAGGCCGUCGGCGUGCACUCGAUCGUGCUAUGGACGAGGCAAUCCGAAAGCCCCUGAAGAGGCGAUUCCGCAAGCAGGAUGGCAUUGAUCUUGAGGCUAUGGCCGACGCUGAAAUUGAGGAUAUGCGAAAGCGCAUGACCCAUGCCGCGCAGAUGGACGCGAUCAACCGCCAUGAGGGCAAGCCUGCGAUGCACAAGCUCAAGCUCCUCCCCGAGGUGAUCAUGCUCCUCAACCGCAACCAGUACAUCAACAGCUUGGUCGACCCCGAGAUUAAUUUACUCGAGGCCGUUCGAUUCUUCCUUGAACCCUUAAACGAUGGCUCCAUGCCUGCUUAUAAUAUCCAGCGCGACUUGUUGACCGCCUUGACCAAGUUGCCGAUUCAAAAAGAUGCCCUGAUUGCCAGCGGCAUUGGCAAGGUUGUUGUCUUUUAUACCAAGAGCAAGCGCACCGAGCGGCGCAUCAAGGAGAUGGCCGAGAAGCUGCUGGCCGAGUGGACCCGGCCCAUUCUUCAGCGCAGCGACGAUUAUUCGAAGCGCGUUUUCCAGCAAGCUGACUUUGAUCCUACCAAAAUCACCAAGCGCACCCAGACCGCGGCCGAAGUUGUGGCUGCAGAAGCUCGCGCGCGCGAGAUGCUCCCUCCUCGCCUCGCUAACCGUGCCCGUGUCGAUCGCACCAAUGUCACCUAUACCGUGGUGCCGCGACAGACGGCAGUGCAGGAGAGCAAGUUUGCGCGACCGUUGGGUGCCAGUGGCGAGGACCGAUUCCGCAAGAUGCAGGCCCGGAACAAUGCGGCGCAGAAAGGGUCUCGUCGCUAA